CAAUAGUUCAAACGCAGCCUUUCAACUACCUGAAUAUAUAUGUAUAUUAUUCCUAUUUCCAUUUGAGAACAUAGCUUACAAAUUAAACCAACAUUUGAUGAAAAUUUAUUAGAAUAUGGACAUACAGUACUUGAUUGUUAGUGUUUGGUGGCAGUAACAGACGACAUAGUUUGCAUUAUUAAGGUUUGGAGUUAUUAAGCAUUCUUCCUCUUCUUUGAACUACCACUGAGUAAGGUACAAGCUGCAAAAUACAAUUGGGAUUGAUGUGAAGACAUUCCAUGGAUUUAUAGAUUAAACAACCUUUGGGAUGUCGCGCCUUUAUAUAACUUCAAAGAAGCCCAAACAGAUAGCCCAAGACAGGGAAUUAAAGGCAAAUGACAGAGAAUACAAUCAGAAAUUUGAGUAUCCGAAAAAUUUCAUUAAAACCUCUAAAUACAACGUUUUGACAUUUUUGCCAGUCAACUUGUUUGAACAGUUCCAACGAAUUGCCAAUGCUUAUUUUUUAUUUUUAUUGGUUUUGCAGCUUGUUCCACAAGUUUCGUCUCUCUCUUGGACUACCACAGUUAUACCAUUACUUCUGGUGUUGAUUAUAACAGCUGUGAAAGAUGCCAUUGAUGAUUAUAAUCGCCACCAGAGUGACAAACAAGUCAACAAUCGCUACGUUAAGAUUCUCUCAAAUAAGAAGUUAGAGAGGGAAAAAUGGAUGCAUGUUCAAGUGGGCGAUAUAAUUAAACUCCAAAAUAACCAAUUUGUAACAGCAGAUGUACUGUUGUUAACAAGCAGUGAACCACAUGGCUUGGUUUACAUUGAGACAGCUGAGCUUGAUGGGGAAACAAAUCUAAAAGUGAAACAGGCAUUAACAGUCACUUCGGUCAUGGGAGAAGACAUCCAUGCUCUGGCAGCUUUUGAUGGUGACAUUAAAUGCGAAAUACCCAAUAACAAGUUGGAUAAAUUUGUGGGCACACUUACUUACCAAGGAAAUAAAUAUCCACUGAAUGUAGAGAAACUGCUACUGCGUGGCUGUGUUCUGAGAAACACAGAAUGGUGCUUUGGCCUUGUUAUCUUUGCAGGACCAGAAACAAAACUAAUGCAAAAUAGUGGACUGCCAACUUUUAAACGGACAAGUAUAGAUCGACUGAUGAACGUUCUUGUUCUAUGGAUUUUUGGCUUCCUAGCCAUCAUGUGUACAUUUCUGGCUUUUGGAAAUGCUUUCUGGCAACAUAAUAUUGGGUAUUACUUUCAAACCUUCUUGCCUUGGCAAUCUUACAUAUCAAAUUCUUCGUUUUCUGGAUUCCUUGUGUUCUGGUCUUAUGUGAUCAUUUUGAAUACUGUUGUGCCAAUUUCCCUGUAUGUCAGUGUUGAAAUAAUACGUCUGGGUAAUAGCUUCUACAUUGACUGGGAUCGUAAAAUGUAUUACCCAAAGAAAGAUUUUCCUGCAAAAGCUCGGACUACAACACUAAAUGAGGAGCUUGGGCAAAUUAAAUAUAUUUUCUCUGAUAAAACGGGUACUCUGACACAGAACAUCAUGGCAUUCAACAAGUGCACAAUUAACGGUGUAUUAUAUGGAGAUGUACUUGACUUUGCCGGACAAAGGGUAACAAUUACAGAGAAAACACCAAAACUAGAUUUCUCAUUUAAUCCCAUGGCAGACAGUAACUUUGUUUUCUACGACAAAAGUCUAGUGGAAGCUGUGAAUACAAAAAAACAUGAAGUCCAUGAAUUCUUCCGUCUUCUUUCACUGUGCAACACUGUGAUGCCUGACGAAAAGCAACAAGGUAAACUGGUGUAUCAGGCUCAGUCUCCAGAUGAAGGUGCACUUGUAACUGCAGCAAGAAACUUUGGCUUUGUUUUGAAGUCCCGUACCCCUGAAACAAUAACCAUAAUUGAAAUGGGUAAACCAACAGUAUAUAAAAUGCUUGCUAUUCUGGACUUUGACAACAUACGAAAAAGAAUGUCUGUCAUAGUAAGGUCCCCAGCGGGAAAGCUGCACUUGUACUGUAAGGGGGCUGACACAGUUUUGUUCGCCAAACUUAGUCCUUCAUCUCAGACUAUAUUGCCCAAAACCGUUGAACACCUCAAUGAAUUUGCAGGAAUAGGUUUACGCACAUUACUUCUGGCAUCCAAAGAGUUAAAUGAACGAGCAUUUAAUUCUUGGCAAAAACGUCAUCUUGAAGCAAGUACUUCAGUACAGAAUCGAGAAGAAAAACUGCAAUUGUUAUAUGAAGAGAUUGAACGUGACUUGCAUUUGAUAGGUGGCACUGCAGUUGAAGACAAACUCCAAAGAGGUGUUCCUCUGACAAUAGAAAAGCUCUCAGAGGCAAAUAUUAAGAUAUGGGUUCUUACAGGUGACAAACUAGAAACAGCAGUAAAUAUUGGGUAUGCAUGUAAUUUACUGCAGGAUGAAAUGAAUGAAGUAUUCAUUAUUGAAGCUGACACUCCGGAUGCUGUACAUGAUGAACUAUGGGCUGCCAGAGAACAAAUGACAGGACAAGUUGAGCCAUCCACUUACGAUGUAGAGUUCUCAAAAAAGUCAAAGACACCAUUUGUCAAGCCUGAAACUAUUAAAGGGAAAUAUGGUCUAGUGAUCAGUGGAACCAGUCUGGCAUUUGCUCUAGAAAAAAAAUUAAAAUUGGAUUUCCUGACCAUAGCUUGUUCAUGUGAGGCAGUCAUCUGUUGUCGCGUAACACCCCUUCAGAAAGCUCAUGUUGUGGAACUGGUGAAAAAGCACACAAAAGCAAUAACUCUUGCAAUUGGAGAUGGUGCAAAUGAUGUAAGCAUGAUUAAAGCUGCUAAUAUUGGAGUGGGUGUUAGUGGUCAAGAAGGAAUGCAAGCUGUCCUGUCAAGUGAUUUUGCUUUUGCCCAGUUUCGCUAUCUCCAACGCCUGUUGUUAGUCCAUGGAAGAUGGUCAUAUAUUCGGAUGUGCAAUUUUCUCCGUUAUUUCUUCUACAAAAAUUUUACCUUUACCCUUGUUCACUUUUGGUAUGGAUUCUUCUGUGGAUUUUCAGCACAGACUGUGUAUGAUGAAUGGUUCAUUACUCUUUACAAUUUAGUAUAUACAGCUCUUCCUAUAUUGGCAAUGAGUCUGUUUAAUCAGGAUGUGAAUGACUACUGGAGUCUUGCAUAUCCACAACUUUAUGAACCUGGCCAAUUGGAUCUUUUUUUCAACAAACUAGAGUUUGUUAAAUGUGUUAUCCAUGGAAUUUACAGUUCUCUGGUUCUCUUCUAUAUUCCUUAUGGUGCUUUGUAUGAAACAGUCAGGGAUGAUGGAAAAACUACAUCAGAUUAUCAGUCUUUUGCUCUAAUUGCUCAGACCUGUUUGCUUCUGACUGUUACAAUGGAGAUUGCAAUUGACACUGUAUAUUGGACGGCUUUCAAUCACCUUUUUAUUUGGGGCAGUCUUGUUGUUUACUUUGCCAUAAGCUUUACAAUGUACAGCAAUGGCUUGUUUGCGAUAAUUCCUGGUGCAUUUUCUUUUAUAGGUGCUGCUCGGAACAUCCUGAACCAGCCACAUGUAUGGUUAACCAUUUUCCUAACAACAGUACUAUGUUCUCUGCCAACCAUUAUCUUACGAUGUAUCGCAAUCGAAACAAAACCAACCUUCAGUGAUAAACUGCGACACAAACUUAGCCAGAGAAAGAAAAUAGUCCUUCCUAAACGAAAAUCUCAACCCAUCAGACGGGUCAGUGCACGUCGUUCUGGCUAUGCUUUCUCCCAUCAGCGGGGCUUUGGUGCCCUUAUUACGACUGGAUUGAAUAUGCGACCACAAGCUCUCCGUUCUCCAACUUUUAGGAGUUCUGCUGGAAUUAAAACUGAAAAGUCAUCAGGAUAAGUGAACAUUGAGACCUUGAAGAGAGUAAAACUGGCUUUAUAUGAGAAGUAUGAUAAAUAACUCUUGGUGAAGACGAUUAGGGUUUGUCCAUAAUGAGAUACUGGCUGCACAAAUUCCUCUAUUUGUGAACAGUGCAAGAUUUUAUGUGUCUGCUGCAUAAUUCGUCCUGGAUGUAAACAACACAAACAAGAAACUUUGUUAUAAAAGGACAGUGAUCCAAAGCAGCCAGCACUUGAUUUUAAUUUUCUUUUAGGAAACACUCCUAAUUUAAAGUGUUUAUGUUUGGAUAUUAUAUGUUUAUGUUAGAGGCAUUAAACAGAUAGUGAAUAUUCUGUAAAAACACCUUUUCUCAUGCUAUGUUCAGCUUGAGCUUGAAGUGAAAGUGCAGUUACCUGACAAUUGACCUGUGCUCUCGCUACCCCAUCCCUGCCACAUUUAUUGAGCGUUUUUCCUAGUUCCUUGCAGCAUUCAUCACACCAAAUAUGCAAUGACAUUACCAUAUACAUAUGACACAUAAGGCAUGACUACAUAGUGGGAGAAAAAGGAGCAGUAUGUGUGUUGGCUGCUCAAAGUAUACAUUUAUCAGACAUGCAGUGGUGGCACUAUUGCUGGAGACAAAAUGCCACCCCGCCCCCCGCGGUGUGCUGGUGAAGGGAUCUAACUGAGUGUAUUCCACAUUUUUCAAAAUACAGCAAUGCUGUAGAUGGUAGCAAAGAUUUCAUUAGAAUUUUUACAUUUACCCCUUUUCACUCAGAAUAUUUGGGAAUUUAUUUGUUCGGAGUGUAGUACAUCUUUCAUAUUUGGAAUUUCUGAAUCUUUGUGAUGUAAGUUAUACAUGUUGGUGGUCAUACAUUCUACAAAACACUGUCUCUGCUGGGGUUUAACCACUUGCAGUGUUGAAGAGACAAAAUUCAAUAGUAGGAAAUGUGCUAUCUCAUGUUAGCAAACAGUCUUGUCAGCAAAACAAUAUGCUAAACAGAACACUGUUGUGUGUUGAAUACAAUCAGUGGCUUCAGAGUUACUUAUACUGGUUAUAUGUAAAUUGCUGCUAAUCGUAUUGCUUUGUGAAUUUAAAGUGUUCCAGAUUACAAAUGGGCAUUAGACUUAUUCAACUUUGAAUAUUCAACUUUGCCAGUUCAUCUUUGUUCAGAUUCAGCAGAAGCAGAAUAUAAACAGUUUUAUCUAUAUUCAGAUUGCCUUUGAGGUGUGACCUCCAGUAAACUGUGUGUUCUACCUGUGGUGCUCCCAGGCAGUAUUCUGACUUGGGAAGAGAGUAGUUAUUAAUGAUAGAUGGGGAAAUGAAAUGGUAAGCACAGGCAUGCUAAUUAAACAGUUGUAACCUUUUUCUCAGAAGCAGUGUUGCCAAUAAUAUAAC
Molecule: messenger RNA, 5204 nt
Organism: Callorhinchus milii (elephant shark)
Lineage: Eukaryota; Metazoa; Chordata; Chondrichthyes; Chimaeriformes; Callorhinchidae
Product: phospholipid-transporting ATPase ID
Exons: 28
Coding region: 308-3829 (1173 amino acids)
Biological process (GO): phospholipid translocation; Golgi organization
Cellular component (GO): plasma membrane
Molecular function (GO): ATPase-coupled intramembrane lipid carrier activity; ATP binding; magnesium ion binding
Source: RefSeq, a predicted model, not a curated record